CAUUUUUGUUUGAAACCGAAAGUAAAGCUGAGGGUGAGGAGCCUCGACGUGUUGCCGUCACAUCAAAGCUCAGCCGCUACACGGAGAGGAACAGACAUGGCGCACAUCGGAACCCUUCGCACGCUCGUUCUGAUCGUGAUGUCCUGCUGGAUUCAAGCGGGCUCUGGAGGCGGCUGUCCCCCGCUGGAGUGCUGGUUCGUCCGGGAGAAACCGGGGGAGGGUUUGAAGCAUGAGCGGACUCUGCUACACGUCAGGACGUCCCCCGACAGCCGGUCUGAAGAGACGCUAGCGGAGCCCUCCUCCUCCUCCUCCUCCUCCUCCUCCUCCUCCUCCUCCUCCUCUGACGUGGUCCCGGACAGAGUCUACCACGUCACCGAUGGCUCCGCCUCUCUGCUCCACCCCUCCCUCCACCCCCCCCAGGGCUCUCUGGUCAAACCCCAGUGUGAGCUCCACCCCUUCCUCCCGCAGCCCGCCGAUGUCCAAUGGGCCGCCUCGCUCACCGACUCCGCCCUCAGCCCCGCCCACCUGCAGGCUGAUUGGCUGUCUGCUACCAUCCUGGGCCUCGACGGGGGGCUGGCUCUGUCCACGGUCGCCCGCGCUGCCACGGCAACCAUCCAUCCCCACGUGGUUCUGAGCGUGCUCACUGAGACCGUCUCGGUGCGGUGCGGACUGGGCGAGCCGGUGCUGCUGGACUGCCGCUUCUGGGCGGACCCCUCGUCCCCGCUGUCGGCGGGGGGCUUCGCCGUGGAGUGGCGGUACCAGUUCAGGGGUCAGGGCCGCCUGGUCCUCGCCUACGACGGGAAGACGGACCGCCUGGCCCCCGGCCCGCAGGAAGGGGCGGCGCUGGACUUCGCCGGCCUCCACGCCGCAGGAAACGCGUCGCUGGUCCUGCAGGAAGCCGAGGCGCGGCACUCGGGGACGUACGUCUGCGCCGUGCACCUGCCCCACCUGCUGGCCCAGGUGACCGUGGAGCUGGAGGUGGUAGAGCCCCCCUCCCUCUCCAUCAGCCCCUCCCCGCUGCCCCUCGCCGCCCCCGGCCAGGUGCUCAGCGUCCGCUGUGAGGCGUCCGGCUUCACCCCCCUCCCCCUGGAGCUGAGCUGGGAGUUCCUGGGGGCGGACGGGGCCCCCGCGGCCCUGGGGGAGGCCAGCCUGUCCGGCCACCGGGAGGCCUGGGACGGCACCUACAGCCAGAGCAGCCUGCUGCAGCUGGACACCAGCGCCCUGGGCCGGGGGGGGGGGCUGGUGUGUGUGGCCCGACACCGUGGGGGGACCAGGCGCUCCAAGGUCGCCCUAGAGGUCAUAGGGUUCAGCACCCCCUCCAUCCAGGACUCCAUGGCGAUGGUUGGCAUGGCGCUGCUGCUCUCCGGAAUCAUCACACUGGCCUUCUGGAACAUUACUGAAAUACAUUAAAUCGAACUGCUGUUGGCGUUUCAUUCUUAUGAAAACCCACCGCGAAGCCUCUUCAUUCAGUGAGCGAUCGUCCAAGUGCGCGUGCGUGGGGGAACACGUCCGAGACUCCGAGUCCACAGACGCCAAAGUGUCCUAUAGAACCGCGUGUGCGGACCGUCCGUGUCCGCUACUCGUCUGUCGCAAUUUGUCAUAUUUUUAUUUUUUAUGUAUACCUUUUUUUUUUACAUAUAUAUAUUUUCAUAUACACCAGGGCCUUACAAUCAACAGCUCAAUUCACAUUCUCAGCCAGAACCUGUCGUCCGGCCAAACGGUAAAUAAGCACGAUUUUUGCGGUUAAAAAAGUGAGGGGGGGACCCAAGCAGGAUUUUCAAAAGGGGAGGGGACAUGUCCCCCCCGUCCCCAGUGGACAUGACGCCCAUGAUUGUGUCAACCCCCCGCCGUCGGCCAGGGACAGGCCGCUUCAGCACCAUGGACAGC
This is a messenger RNA of Gadus morhua (Atlantic cod), 1887 nucleotides long. Its product is annotated as tapasin. NCBI's taxonomy places the organism in Eukaryota, Metazoa, Chordata, Actinopteri, Gadiformes, Gadidae. The record is from RefSeq and is a predicted model, not a curated record. Bases 97 to 1410 code for a protein of 437 amino acids. The transcript has 7 exons.